AUGUUAAUCGGUGUGCUAGGAUGGAGCAAGAUGAUGCUUGUCGAGGUUGUGGAAGAAAUAGAUGCUUUUGGACAGAAGAUGAAGUGCAAUAUUGAUACAAGUUCUUCAGGAGAUAGAGCUACUGGAACAGUUGGUCAAGGAUAUGAAAUUACAAUUCGCAAAAUGGUGAUUGAUCAAAAUAAUGAAAUUGGUGAUAAAUCUGGUGAAAAUGAUUUCUCAUCUGAAGAAGAGAGCAACAAUGUGAGUUCUGGAUUACAGGGAAACCCAACUUCCUUGAAUAGGCCUGAGAAACAGGGAUUUAAUAAUAAUUUUGCAACCAUGGCAAAUGCUAUGGCAGGGAGAAAUUUGCGCGAAAAAGCUGCUGCAGAAAGAACGAAAGAUGUGGUUCCAGAACUAAUGAACAUUAUUCUUCCAAGUGGAGAUGUUUUCAAGGCAGCUAACUUAUUCACUGCAGAUAAAGACAAGAUUGAUGAGCUUUUCAACCUUCCCAUUGAAAUGCGAAGGUUUUACGUGAUCAGUCUACUUGUUCCUGCGCCAAGUAUUUAA
This is a messenger RNA of Oldenlandia corymbosa var. corymbosa, 546 nucleotides long. NCBI's taxonomy places the organism in Eukaryota, Viridiplantae, Streptophyta, Magnoliopsida, Gentianales, Rubiaceae. The record is from the annotation of a GenBank genome assembly.